This is a messenger RNA of Marmota flaviventris (yellow-bellied marmot), 2283 nucleotides long. NCBI's taxonomy places the organism in Eukaryota, Metazoa, Chordata, Mammalia, Rodentia, Sciuridae. The record is from RefSeq and is a predicted model, not a curated record.
UUUGUUCGCGGGUAGCUGGCCUGAUUCGACCUCUCCAAAAAUAGACGUUUAACCCUCGCUGAACUGUUUAAAGAUGUAAUUCGUCUUGCUUUCUCCUCCUUUUCAAGGUUCCCAAGAGAAGCUGCGAGGAUUCCAAGGUCCCACCGCCUUCACAGCCAAUGAGGAGCCUGGGAGGGAGGAGCUUCGUGCAGCUAAAGCUUCUGAGGGAAUCAUCCCCAGUAGAUGCAGUGGAGUCUGAGCUCUGCUGUGUAUGUCACAGACGAACAAAAUAAUAAAAUAAAAUAAAACAGUAUAGGAAAAACGCUACAGACUAUGUGAUGCUGUAGGACUUUCUGAAACAUCUACUGGGGGUUCCUGUGGAGUAUGAUCUUUUAAAAAGAAUUCUUUUUGAAGCCGGUUUGGGUAACUGGGAAAAUGAUACAUAUGCUAAAUGCAGCAGCUGAUCGAAUGAAAUGGACCAGAUCCGGUGCUGCUAAGAGGGCUGCCUGCCUGGUGGCUGCAGCAUAUGCGCUGAAAACCCUCUAUCCCGUCAUUGGCAAGCGUUUAAAGCAAUCUGGCCACGGGAGGAAAAAAGAAGCUUACCCCGCUGCAGAGAACAGAGAAAUACUGCAUUGCACCGAGAACAUUUGUAAAAAACCUUCGCCUGGAGUGAAUGCAGAUUUUUUCAAACAGCUACUAGAACUUCGGAAAAUUCUCUUUCCCAAACUUGUGACCACUGAAACAGGGUGGCUCUGCCUCCACUCGGUGGCUCUAAUCUCAAGAACCUUUCUAUCUAUUUAUGUGGCUGGUCUGGAUGGAAAAAUCGUGAAAAGCAUUGUGGAAAAGAAGCCUCGGACUUUCAUCCUCAAAUUAAUCAAGUGGCUUAUGAUUGCCAUUCCUGCCACCUUUGUCAACAGUGCAAUAAGGUACCUGGAGUGCAAAUUGGCUUUGGCUUUCAGAACUCGAUUAGUAGACCAUGCCUAUGAAACCUAUUUUACAAAUCAGACUUAUUAUAAGGUGAUCAAUAUGGAUGGGAGGCUGGCAAACCCUGACCAGUCUCUUACUGAGGAUAUUAUGAUGUUCUCCCAAUCUGUGGCUCACUUGUAUUCCAACCUGACCAAACCUAUUUUAGAUGUAAUCCUGACCUCCUAUACACUCAUCCAGACUGCUACGUCCAGAGGAGCAAGCCCAAUUGGACCCACCCUGUUAGCAGGACUUGUGGUGUAUGCCACUGCUAAAGUGUUGAAGGCUUGCUCUCCCAAAUUUGGUAAAUUGGUAGCUGAAGAAGCUCAUAGAAAAGGCUAUUUGCGGUAUGUGCACUCCAGAAUUAUAGCCAAUGUGGAAGAAAUUGCUUUUUACAGAGGACAUAAGGUAGAAAUGAAGCAACUCCAGAAGAGUUACAAAGCUUUAGCGGACCAGAUGAACCUUAUUUUAUCCAAACGUUUGUGGUACAUCAUGAUAGAGCAAUUCUUAAUGAAGUACGUUUGGAGCAGCUGUGGACUAAUUAUGGUGGCUAUCCCUAUUAUCACUGCAACUGGCUUUGCAGAUGGUGAUCAAGAAGAUGGUCAGAAGCAAGCUAUGGUUAGUGAACGGACAGAAGCCUUUACCACUGCUCGAAAUUUAUUGGCUUCUGGAGCUGAUGCUAUUGAAAGGAUUAUGUCAUCUUACAAAGAGAUAACUGAAUUAGCAGGAUAUACUACUCGAGUGUACAAUAUGUUUUGGGUCUUCGAUGAAGUAAAAAGGGGCAUUUAUAAAAGAACUGCUGUCAUUCAAGAGUCUGAAAACCAUAGCAAGAAUGGUGCUAACAUAGAAUUACCCCUAACUGACACUCGGGCAAUCAAAGGAAAAGUUAUUGAUGUGGAUCAUGGAAUUAUUUGUGAAAAUGUUCCCAUAAUUACUCCGGCUGGAGAAGUGGUGGCUUCCAGGCUAAACUUCAAAGUACAAGAAGGAAUGCAUCUUUUGAUAACUGGUCCCAAUGGUUGUGGGAAAAGUUCUCUCUUCAGAAUUUUAAGUGGGCUCUGGCCUGUGUAUGAAGGAGUCCUUUAUAAACCACCUCCUCAACAUAUGUUCUAUAUUCCACAAAGGAAAUACCAUACUCAUUUAUUACAAUUUGAUGGUGAAGGAGGUUGGCGCUUUGAACAAUUGGAUACUGCUAUCCGUUUAACAUUGAGUGAAGAAAAACAAAAGCUAGAAUCUCAGCUAGCCGGAAUUCCCAAAAUGCAGCAGAGACUCAAUGAACUAUGUAAAAUUUUGGGAGAAGACUCAGUGCUGAAAACAAUCAAAAAUGAAGAUGAAAUAUCCUAA